UUGGACCGCGCCACUUCUACCUCUCCUUCAAAAUAUCCAGCAACCAAACGAGGGCGCCUUGUUGUUGCUUGGGAACCCUCCGUCAUUUCAAGAAAUGGCCGCACGGCUCCACGGCCACGCCAGCGAGCUGCCGUCCCUCCCGCUCCGGCUCUCCGCAUCACGCAGCUGCCUCCUCGGGGCGGCGAAUCGGCCGCCAUCCGCCCUCCGGCUGCGACCCAAAUCGUGCCGCCCUGCUCGAGUUAUGGCGGCAGCGGCGUCGGCGACCGCGGAGGAGGGGCUUAAAAAGGGAAUCGCCGAGUUCUACGACCAGUCAUCGGGGCUGUGGGAGGACAUUUGGGGCGACCACAUGCACCACGGCUUCUAUGACCCGGGAGUUACCGCGUCCAUCGACGAUCACCGCGCCGCCCAGAUCCGCAUGGUCGAGGAGGCCCUACGAUUCUCCGGAGUCUCAGAAGAUGAUCCUUCAAAAAAACCGAAGAAGGUAGUGGAUGUUGGCUGUGGCAUUGGAGGCAGCUCCAGAUAUCUGGCAAAGAAGUUUGAUGCUCAAUGCCAGGGUAUUACUUUGAGCCCUGUCCAAGCACAGAGAGCACAUAAUCUUGCUGUUGUUGAGGGGCUGGCAGACAGGGUAACUUUCCAAGUUGCAGAUGCUUUGGAGCAACCUUUUUCUGAUGGGCAGUUCGACCUGGUUUGGUCCAUGGAAAGCGGAGAGCAUAUGCCGGAUAAGAAAAAGUUUGUAGGUGAAUUGGCACGUGUUGCAGCACCUGGAGCCACGAUCAUUAUUGUGACAUGGUGUCACAGAGAUCUCCUGCCAUCUGAGGACACUCUGCUGCCUGAAGAAUUGAAUCUCUUGAACAAGAUAUGUGAUGCCUAUUACUUGCCAUCCUGGUGUUCAGCUGCAGACUACAUUGAAAUAGCUCAAUCCUUAUCGCUGGAGAACAUUAAGACAGCUGAUUGGUCGGAGAAUGUCGCACCAUUUUGGCCUGCUGUCAUCCGAUCUGCCUUGACGUGGCGGGGCUUUACAUCUCUGUUGCAAAGUGGAUGGAAGACGAUAAAGGGAGCACUAGCGAUGCCCCUGAUGAUCAAAGGCUACAACAAGAAGCUAAUUAAAUUUGCCAUCAUUACGUGCCGUAAACCAGAAUAAGUAUGGUAGAUCAUAAAGAAUAAGCAGGUUAUGUUUUCUGAUACAGAGGAUAGCUGUUGAUCAGAUAUAGCACAUUUCAUCUAAAUUUGCUUUUUCCACGGACCUUAUAAUUUUAAUGUGAGAUGUUGAGCUCUUAUUUAUACAUGUAGACCGAGUGGAAAGUCCAACAUGAAUGUGGUCAAAGGAGGCAUCAUUUACUUGCA
Molecule: messenger RNA, 1344 nt
Organism: Musa acuminata AAA Group (dessert banana)
Lineage: Eukaryota; Viridiplantae; Streptophyta; Magnoliopsida; Zingiberales; Musaceae
Product: gamma-tocopherol methyltransferase, chloroplastic-like
Exons: 6
Coding region: 95-1141 (348 amino acids)
Biological process (GO): methylation
Molecular function (GO): S-adenosylmethionine-dependent methyltransferase activity
Source: RefSeq, a predicted model, not a curated record